AUGGUGAAUUGGUCAGACCCCGCCGAAAUCGCGAAAGAUAGUCUUGUCUUCCAACGGCUCAUCUUCGCAAUUUUCGGUGUCUGUCUCUGGGAGCUUUUCACCACCUGUGGUUUCGAAUGGUCCUUAAUUACGCGUCGUCUCUUUUUCUUUCUAUCUCGCUACUGUAUCCUAUUUGCCUUCAUCGGACUCAUUAUCUCCCUGUCUGUCACAACACGGAUAAACUGUAACGCCCUGUAUACAUUCAACGGGUGGGCAGGCAACAUGACCAUUUUGUGUGCUUCGACGUCUCUCAUGCUCCGCACAAUGGCUUUAUGGGAGCGCCGUAAGAGCGUUGUCAUUCCACUAUCGCUUCUCUGCGCGGCGCAUUGGGGACUCCUUUAUCGCACGAUGUUCAUUGUUCAUGCAGCCUGGGAGGACACCGCUAGCGCUUGUGUCGUAGUGCAAACCAAUCCGGGAAUACUCAACGUAACGUUCUUUUUCACCAUGGGUUUCGAUUUCGUCAUCCUUUGUUUCACAGCCGUGGCUCUGAUCUCCAAACACACCGCUCGUACUGAUCUGUGGAAGUUACUCUUCAAUGACGGUCUUGUUUACUUCUUGGUGACGUUUUCCUGCAAUUGUAUUCCUGCGGUGUUGAACAUUCUCAACCUGAACACACCCAUGAAUGUGAUUGCGACAGUGCCAGCUGCUUUAGUGUCGUCCAUCGCUUCCGGCCGCGCUGUAAUGCGUCUACUGGAUUUCCACUCGCAUGAUGUGUACGUCCACUCAAUGUCGGGCAUGUCUAGCGGCAAUACUCCGCCUCGUGCUCCUGCCCCAACAACGUUUGCGGUCUCUGUGGCAGCUCCUCCUUUGACGCGCCCGGAGGUUCACGUUACGACGGAACACUUUACCAUGCAUGAGUACCCGCGCGCUCAAUACCGUAAGAGUCAGGAUACCCAAAACUCCCUUGACCUCGAGGCGGGUUCAGAAUCCUAUAACGGUGUGAAGGGGGAGAGCGUCACGUCAAUUACUGACUUGCGAGCGCGAUAG
This is a messenger RNA of Desarmillaria tabescens, 1026 nucleotides long. RefSeq lists its product as uncharacterized. Bases 1 to 1026 code for a protein of 341 amino acids. The record is from RefSeq and is a predicted model, not a curated record. The transcript is spliced from 15 exons. NCBI's taxonomy places the organism in Eukaryota, Fungi, Basidiomycota, Agaricomycetes, Agaricales, Physalacriaceae.